This is a messenger RNA of Nicotiana tabacum (common tobacco), 2276 nucleotides long. The record is from RefSeq and is a predicted model, not a curated record. NCBI's taxonomy places the organism in Eukaryota, Viridiplantae, Streptophyta, Magnoliopsida, Solanales, Solanaceae.
GUCAAGAUCCGAAGGUACAUGGAAAUAGGGAUGGCACUGAUUGUGAGAACUUCAUACUUGAUAGUCCUCCCUCGUCAAUCAAAUUCUAAUUUCUAUGUCUGAAAUACUCAGACGCGCUUCCUGCGUUCCAAAAUCUUGUCGCAGUAAGUAAAGUAUACAACCUUAGUUAUACACUCAGUAGAUAGAGACAGGACACAAAUUUUAUUACUAUGGAGAAAACCCUUGCCUAUAAGCAAACCCGCCCCUCCUCAUAGUCAUAAAUCUUGAAAAAAGUUAUUAAUGUCUCCAAUGGACCCUUUUACGAUCACCCAAUGACAAUUAGGUUAGUACUUUCCACUCCAGCCUUUUUCCCUUUUUUUCAACUUUAAUCGCUAUUGGUGUUUGUUUCUUUUUCCCUUUCGGGUCAUUCUGAAUGCUUUUUCAGUGGACCCAUUUCAUUGAUUUUAAUAAGGAAUUGGGUGGUGGUGCUGAAUUGUUGAUUGUAAAGAUUUGGUUUUCUGAGCUAUUGGAACUUCUGGAUGCUAUUCCCAUGGUAGUCAAUUCUUUUCAUGAAUAGCUUGAUAUAUUAUCUUUAAUAAGCUAGAAUCAAAGGGUAUCUGGUACUCAAAAUGAAUGGCUACAGCUUGUUGGAGCAUACUCUUCGGAAUAUACUUCGCUCUAUCAAUCCGUUGGAUGAGGAUUGGUCUAUGAGAUUUCAACUCAUUGAUGAACUUCGAGCCAUGGUUGAAAACAUAGAAAGCCUGAGAGGGGCAACUGUAGAGCCAUUUGGAUCUUUCGUGUCAAAUCUUUUUACAAGAUGGGGAGAUCUUGAUAUUUCCAUUGAGUUGCCCAAUGGAUCAUAUAUCUCAUCUGCUGGGAAGAAGUACAAACUAAGUCUACUAGAGGAUGUGCGAAAAGCUCUGAAAGCUAAAGGUGGAUGCCGAAAGCUGCAAUUUAUUACCAAUGCGAGAGUCCCAAUCUUGAAGUUUCAGGGCAAUUACAAUAUUUCUUGUGAUAUAUCAAUCAAUAAUUUGAGUGGCCAAAUGAAGUCCAAAAUAUUAUACUGGAUCAACAUGAUUGAUGGACGAUUUCGUGAUAUGGUUUUACUGGUGAAAGAAUGGGCUAAGGCACAUAAUAUUAAUGAUUCGAAGGCUGGAACUUUGAACUCAUAUUCUCUCAGCUUGUUAGUUGUGUUCCACUUUCAGACAUGUGUGCCUGCAAUUUUACCACCUCUUAAAGAAAUAUAUCCAGGAAAUAUGGUUGAUGAUCUUACAGGUGUUAGGGCUAGUGCAGAGAAGUUCAUUGAAGAAACAUGUGCUACAAAUAUAAAUCGACUUAUAUUAAAUAAGUCACGAGCGAUUAAUAAGAGUUCUCUGUCUGAGCUUUUCAUCUCAUUCAUUGCAAAGUUCUGCGACAUCAGCUCAAAAGCCUCUGCUCAAGGAAUUAGCCCAUUCACUGGCCAGUGGGAAGAUAUUGAGGGCAACAUGAGAUGGCUGCCUAAAACAUACACAAUAUUUGUUGAGGAUCCCUUUGAGCAGCCAGCUAAUGCAGCAAGGGGUGUAAGCAGUAAACAACUAACAAGAAUAGCAGAAGCAUUCAGGAGGACCCACUUUAUGCUUAUUUCAUCGAAUCAAAAUCAGAAUGAAGUUAUUUCUACUCUUGUUAAGCCACAUGUAUCGAAGUUUGUGGCAAGAACUCCUGCUGGAAAUCAAAAUAACUACAGUAGAAAUGGCCUUAGGCCGCAAGUUCAGGCGCAGAGAGCUAUAAAGCCACCAUUACAAGUACAACAUCAGCUUCAGGCCCAGAGAGCUAUACCGCCACCAAUGCGAGCACAACAUCAGCUUCAUGCACAGAGAGCUGUACUGCCACCAAUCCAAGCACAAAUUCAGCUUCAGGCACAGAGACCCGUAUAUCCACCAUUUCAAGCACAUCGGCUUCAGGACAAAAGGGUGGACAGGAAUCAGAAUUCGUCGGCGCAGAGACCCACUCAGGCUAAUCGUGUUCAAACACAGCCAAUAUGGAGGCCAAAAUCGGACAGAUAGGGGGCAUGAAUUUGACUUGUGCUGCUGAAACUAGGCAUCCUUUCAAGUGCUUACUAUUUUUUGUUUUGUUAGGGUAAAAUGAUGGCUUUUGUCCAGAGAGAUUAACGAGUCUUUGCCAGUUUUAGAGAAAAAGACAAUUGUCCCUUCGAGGGGACAUCCGAUAAUUGGAACGAUACAGAAAAAAAAAACACUUGAUAAUACAAAUUGCUAUGUGCUAUAAUUCCAGCACUAGUGAUGGAGGAUUCUGGUCUACAA